UGUGGACAACAGAACAAACGUAACAGCUUCCGGUUUCCUUUAGAAUUCGUGCGUGCUUGUGUGAGCGUUGAGUUUUAAUUAUUUCAAAUGUCUGAAAAACGAAACAAUGUGAUGUUUAUUAAUAGUAGCUGAUAUACAACAACAAGUAUUGCAUCUGGCGUAUUUUAGAUCAUAGGCUACUCAUUUUGCUAGCCAUUUACAGAGAUUUACAGAGAGAAGUUAUAACCUUGGUAUCACCGGUCCAAAUGGCUGUUUUCUGUCGUGCAUUGCAGAAACCUUCAUUUGCAGUUAAGAAUUUGCCAGAGGCCACACAGUUGCCCUGGAUCGUGUCUCUACGCUGCAAAUUCACCAAACCACGCAUUCCUCCAGAGGUGUUUGAGGAACGGUCCAAAGAGCACGAGAAAUAUGGCGGUGACCCCGAGCAACCUCACAAGCUGCAUCUUGUCACAAGGGUGAAGACCGUGAUUCGCCGACCCUACUGGGAGAAAAAGAUUGUGCACGACCUUGGCCUGGGAAAGGCCCACCAAGCUUGUGUACAUAAGAAUAUCCCUUCGGUCAAUAACAAACUGAAAGUCAUAAAACACCUUGUAAAGAUCCAGCCCCUGAAGCUGCCCCAAGGCCUUCCGGCUGAAGAGGACAUGGCCGACACGCUGCUGACCAGCAGAGGAGAGCUGGUGGUCAGAAAGCGACUCAAACCCCUGGAGCCGAAGGCCAUCGAGCCUUAGGCCAAAGUGUCAUGCUGGCUAUCCUGUAAAAUAAUUAAAUCUUUCUAUUGCUAUGCCUUGUGAGGACUUUUAUUCUGAAAUGUGCCAUGCUACAGGCACACAAAGAACAUUUGGUGAUGUUGUACUUAGACAUAGAAGUUUUUUUUGUUGAAAGAAUCAUAAUGCACAUUUGGGUAUUACGUAAGCCCAGAAUGACUCUGCAAAUGUUUUGCAUAGCUAAGCUGUUACUGGUGUAGCCACAUGUUUUCACAAGAGACAGAUAUACCAGGGAGUCCGUUUAUUUUAAGAUAAAGCACACAUUUCCAGAAAAACCUCAAAACCUGUGCUACCAUCUUAAGCAAUGAGACAAAACGAGGAGGAGGAGGUUCACAGAAUGACACAGUUAGUCCCUCAUAGGCAGCUGAAGGAUCACUCCACCCACCCACCACCCCAAAAUAAAGAGGCGAUCAUUAAUGUUAGUGCCACUGCUGUAAAAAAAAAAGAAAAUUAAACAUUUUAAAAGCAAAAGAUGAAUACACAUCAGAAAGAUUUUAACAUUCAGAUAAAAAUCUAAUUUCAUCAAAAUGUACUGUUACAGGCACAAGUCCAAGAGGGGGAUAUUGCCUAGUCAUUGGGCUUGAUGUUGCUGCAUCAAACCACCUUUUUAAUUUUGAUCUGGGGUGUUCAGUCUUAUCUGAAAUGGGCUGGUGUUUUUGUUUAAGCCCAGCACUAAGACACCUGAUUCUGCUUAUCAAGGUCUUGACGAAUUAACUGAUCGUUUUCAGUCGAGUCAGGUGUUGUAGUCCUGGGCUGAAAUAGAAGCCUGCACCCACACCGGGCCCUUUUCGGAUGAGACCACACACCCCUGAUUUGCCGCAUGCUGCAGUGUGUUUAUAGCUCAGACAGAACCAGUCUCCAGGUUAGUGUACAAACAUGCUUGGUAAAUUGUGAUAUUCAGAAUCACAGAAUACACCCAGUUACUGAUACCUGCAUUUAAGAUGGUUCACUACAGGCAAAUUCAGUACCAAAUAAAACAAUAUUUUUCAAUUAAUUAUUUCAACAAAAAAAAAAGUCAAACAAAAA
Messenger RNA from Anguilla rostrata (American eel), 1787 nucleotides. RefSeq names its product mitochondrial ribosomal protein L30 (gene mrpl30). Gene Ontology annotation, molecular function: structural constituent of ribosome. NCBI's taxonomy places the organism in Eukaryota, Metazoa, Chordata, Actinopteri, Anguilliformes, Anguillidae. Gene Ontology annotation, cellular component: large ribosomal subunit; mitochondrion. The transcript is spliced from 5 exons. Gene Ontology annotation, biological process: translation. The coding region runs from base 246 to 725 and encodes 159 amino acids. The record is from RefSeq and is a predicted model, not a curated record.